Messenger RNA from Stylonychia lemnae, 1407 nucleotides. NCBI's taxonomy places the organism in Eukaryota, Ciliophora, Spirotrichea, Sporadotrichida, Oxytrichidae. The record is from the annotation of a GenBank genome assembly.
AUGGAAGAUUCUACUCUAAAUGAUAGCAGUUCAAAUCCUCAGAGGUUCUUUCGAAAGUAGAAGCAGUUUAGAACUUCUUCUAUAUAUUUUACAAAUGGGUAGAAAAGUUAUCGAUCAGCCUAGAGUAUAUCAAAUAGAAUUAAAAAUUAGUCAAAUUAUUUGGGGUCAACAGUGGCUUUAACUAACUCACUGAAAAAAGCAGAGAACUCUAAAGGACAUUUAAUGUUUUAAAAACGAAAACAUCAAUCAUAAAAGAAGAGUAGAAAUGAUUAGUCUUUCGAUAUUGUAAUAGAGAAUGAGAAUCUUAGUAAUGAGAGAGAAAGAAAAGGAACUGGGAGAGAAAGAGAGCAAGAAAAAAAGAUUAGGCAUAUAGCCACUUCAUCACUCCUUAAUUAUAACAGAAGUAUCGUUUAAUCCCAGUAAACAAGCACUACGAAAGCUAGCAAUAAAGAUCGAAGAAAAUUAGUGAGAACAAUAGUAAACGAACAGCACUAACCUAUUAUUGGUCGUAGACAAAAUGGGUAGCUCAGUAAUUAAUCUUCUAUUUUCAAUAGAACUCAAAAUAUAAAUACUGAUUCAAUGCAAUAAUAGAGCAAAUUCACUGAUAUGGUCCAUCAACUAGCGAGUUAAUCUUUAAAUACACAAGCAAUGCUCAAUCAGUUAAAAUCUUAAAAAAUACUUUAAAAUGAAGUGAUUUCAGAUUUGCAUGAUGAAGUGCUUAUCAAAGAAGAUAAUCUCUCUAAGUCAAAAAUAAAUGCUGCUAAUCUUAUAUCAGAGGAUAAAAAGUAGCUCUAUGAAAAGUAUAUUCAGAAAUUCCAAUAGUAUCAAAUGGAAAUUGAAAACAUCAAGUUUGAAGGUGAUCUAAAGGUUCAAUAGUUAGAAAACAAACUCAGAGAAAAGCAAGGCAUCAACUCUGUCAAUAAAAGUGUCCUGGACUAAAAAAUAUUCUAAAGAGAGUAACUUGAAAAACAAUUAGCACUUAUCAAAUAGUAGAGUGUUGACUUUAAUGAGAAGCACGUCUUGAUGAAGAAGUAAAAUACAGAUUAUCUGGAUAAGAUGAUAAGAUAAGGUUGUAAUGUGGAGUAAAACUCAGAAUAUAUAGCUCAAGAGUAGAUCAUCAAAUUUCAUAAAGCUGAUAACGCAAAGAUAGAGAAGUAGAUUAAUCAGAUCAAGGUGUCAAUGAAGAAAACUUCUGAUUAAAAUGUUAAGAGUAAGGAGUAUAGAUCGAGGCUAGUUUAACUUAUGGACUAAGUACUUAACCUCAGGAUACAAAAGAGGAAUGAUAGUCAGGUUGAUAAAGAAGUAUAGUUUAGAGAUGUCGCUAAGAAAAUGAUGGCAGAUGCUAAAUAGCUGUUUGCAUUGAACGAAGCUAAAGUCAGAAUGAAAUUCAAAAAUAAAGAGGCUUGA